Molecule: messenger RNA, 750 nt
Organism: Penicillium diatomitis
Lineage: Eukaryota; Fungi; Ascomycota; Eurotiomycetes; Eurotiales; Aspergillaceae
Product: putative short chain dehydrogenase/reductase
Exons: 2
Coding region: 1-750 (249 amino acids)
Source: RefSeq, a predicted model, not a curated record
AUGUCGGACUCUACUAUCGUGCUAAUCACUGGCGCCAACUCCGGGGUCGGCUAUGCCACCACCGAGGCCAUUGUCUCGCAACCAGGCUUUCAUGUCAUUUUGGCCUGCAGGGACCCAGCAAAGGGCAAUCAAGCACGCGCCGAGCUCCUGCAAAAGCACCCAAAAGGAAGCCUUUCAGUCCUUCAGCUGGACGUCGAAGACGACAACUCCAUUGCACAGGCCGUGACAUCGGUCACCAACGAGUUCGGUCGAGUCGACGCCUUUAUCAGUAACGCUGGCACCACAGCAGUCGGGACAUCCGGCCGGGAAAAGCUACAGAGGACCUUCUCGGCCAACGUCUUUGGCGCGAUGAUGGUCACGGAGGCUUUCAUUCCACUACUGCUCCAGUCAAAACAGCCACGUCUCGUCCAGAUAUCCAGUGGACUGGGCUCACUUGGACUCGCCUCGGAUUUGUCCUCUCCGUAUGCCGCUUCGCCUUGGGAUGAGUAUCGGAUGAGCAAGGCUGCACUGAAUAUGAUGACCAUUCAGAUGCAUAAGCGACUGAUGGGGAAGAAUGUUCGUGUCUUUGCUUUUUGUCCUGGUCUUGUGAGAUCGAGGCUGCGGGGAGAGUCGGAAGAAGAAGUUAGUGCGCAGGGAAGGGCGGGUGAUCCUAUGGUUCCUGGGAGGGCGCUCUUGGAUAUCGUUGCUGGACGGAGAGAUGAAGAAGCUGGUCAGUUUCUGUCGGCCGCCAGUGGUGUUUUUCCGUGGUAG